This is a messenger RNA of Beta vulgaris subsp. vulgaris (sugar beet), 1884 nucleotides long. Its product is annotated as pre-mRNA-splicing factor ATP-dependent RNA helicase DEAH7-like. Gene Ontology annotation, cellular component: spliceosomal complex; intracellular anatomical structure. Gene Ontology annotation, molecular function: RNA binding. Lineage: Eukaryota; Viridiplantae; Streptophyta; Magnoliopsida; Caryophyllales; Amaranthaceae. Gene Ontology annotation, biological process: mRNA splicing, via spliceosome. The record is from RefSeq and is a predicted model, not a curated record.
UGUAGAUCGCUAAGUUGGCUAGACAUUUUAAAGCUAAUUCUCUCAUUUUUCUACUGUUUCAGUGUCCCAAUUUUCCAUAUUCCUGGGAGAACAUUUCCUGUCAAUACCUUAUACAGUAAGACACCUUGUGAAGAUUAUGUUGAAGGUGCUGUCAAGCAAGCAAUGACUAUUCACAUAACCCCUCCUGGUGACAUCCUGAUAUUUAUGACUGGACAAGAUGAGAUUGAGGCAGCAUGCUAUGCUCUUGCAGAGCGUAUGGAACAGCUAAUCUCCUCAACUCAGAAGGCAGUUGCAAAACUCCUUAUUCUUCCUAUCUACUCGCAACUUCCUGCUGAUUUACAGGCAAAAAUAUUUCAAAGAGCUGAAGAUGGAGCACGGAAAUGUAUUGUAGCAACCAACAUUGCAGAGACUUCUCUGACUGUUGAUGGUAUCUUUUAUGUCAUUGACACGGGCUAUGGUAAAAUGAAGGUCUACAACCCGAGGAUGGGUAUGGAUGCUCUUCAAGUCUUUCCAGUGAGCCGUGCUGCUGCAGACCAGCGUGCAGGACGUGCUGGUAGAACUGGCCCCGGAACUUGUUACCGACUUUAUACAGAAAGUGCAUAUCUGAAUGAGAUGCUUGCUAGUCCUGUACCGGAGAUUCAGAGGACAAACCUUGGCAAUGUGGUUUUGCUUCUGAAAUCUCUCAAAAUUGAGAACUUGCUAGACUUUGAUUUUAUGGACCCACCUCCACAGGAGAACAUCCUUAACUCCAUGUACCAGCUUUGGGUGCUGGGUGCCCUUAACAAUGUCGGGAGCCUGACAGAACGUUGGAAAAUGGUGGAAUUCCCAUUGGACCCUCCACUAGCAAAGAUGCUACUAAUGGGUGAACAGCUGGAAUGCCUUGACGAGGUGUUGACCAUUGUUUCCAUGCUUUCAGUCCCAACGGUGUUUUUCCGUCCUAAAGACAGGGAAGAGGAAAGUGAUGCUGCACGAGAAAAGUUCUUCGUCCCUGAGUCUGAUCAUUUGACCCUUCUCAAUGUGUACCAGCAAUGGAAAAGCAAUGACUAUCGGGGUGACUGGUGCAAUGAUCAUUUUCUUCAGGUCAAAGCUUUACGGAAGGCUAGGGAGGUAAGAUCCCAGCUUAUGGAUAUUCUGAAACAACUGAAGAUAAAACUUACAUCAUGUCCUGACUGGGACAUUGUUAGACAAGCCGUAUGUUCUGCAUAUUUCCACAACUCUGCAAAGCAGAAAGGGAUUGGUGAGUAUGUUAACACAAGGAAUGGGAUCCCAUGCCAUUUGCACCCGAGUAGUGCGCUCUAUGGAUUGGGCUACACGCCAGAGUACGUUGUUUAUCACGAGUUGCUUCUAACCACAAAAGAAUACAUGCAGUGUGUCACUGCUGUAGAGCCCCAAUGGUUAGCCGAGUUGGGACCAAUGUUCUUCUCAGUCAAAGAUUCGGAUACAUCAUUGUUGGAGCAUAAGAAAAAACAGAAGGAAGAGAAAACAGCCAUGGAAGAAGAGAUGGAGAAUCUAAGGAAAGAGCAAGCAGAGUCGGAGCAAAGAAGGAAGGAGAAGGAGAAAGAGAAAAGAGCUAAAGAACAACAAAAAAUCGCAAUGCCAGGGUCGCGACAAGGUUCCACUUACCUGAGACCCAGAAAGAUGGGUUUGUAAAUAAAUACUUAACUGAUUGAUAUGUACAACGUACAACUUUUGGCAAGUAAAAUUCAAAUAGUCUGGAUACAACGAUGUACAGUGUUAGUGAUUUAGGAGGAAGUACUAGGCCUUCAAAUGAGGAUGUCAUUCUGUUUUAUUAGGAAUGUCAUUUUGAUUAUUUUCAUUUUUCUGAAGUCGCACUAAAUUCAAGUUCUGAAAUAGUUUGAAACAAUGAAAACCUUCUUUUGCUCA